Aureobasidium pullulans EXF-150 is the source of this 702-nucleotide messenger RNA. RefSeq lists its product as uncharacterized. The transcript has 3 exons. Bases 1 to 702 code for a protein of 233 amino acids. Gene Ontology annotation, cellular component: RNA polymerase III complex. Lineage: Eukaryota; Fungi; Ascomycota; Dothideomycetes; Dothideales; Saccotheciaceae. The record is from RefSeq and is a predicted model, not a curated record. Gene Ontology annotation, biological process: transcription initiation at RNA polymerase III promoter; DNA-templated transcription.
AUGUAUAUCAUCGUCACCAUCGCGGACUUGAUCCAAAUCUCACCCCAAGACUUCGAAAAGCGCAGCGCGCAAGCAAUCGAAGACAACAUCAACCUGAAAUACGCCGACAAAGUCAUCCACCGCGUAGGUCUCUGCGUAGCCCUCUACGACAUACUCCAAACCAGCGAAGGACUCAUCGGCCACGGCACCGGUAUCGUAAACGUCAAUGUUGACUUCCGCAUGAUUGUCUUCCGCCCCUUCAAAGGCGAAAUCUUGACCGGAAAGAUCUUGUCGUCUUCGGAUAUGGGUAUCAGAAUCUCGAUGGGAUUCUUCGAUGAUAUUUUUGUGCCGGCGCCGGGGAUGCUGUUUGAGCCGGCGAAACAUCAUCUUACCGAGGAUGGCGAGAGAGUGUGGGUUUGGGAGACCGCGCCGGAUAAUCUGUUGUAUUUUGAUGUCAACGAGGUUGUGAAAUUUCGCGUGGAAGCGGAGACGUGGACGGAUCUUUCGCCUGAGAAGCAACCUGCACCGGGCGAGGAGGUGGAAGUUUACAGACGCUCUCCUUACGAAAUCACCGCAUCAAUGCAACUCAGCGGUCUCGGCCCAGCCUUCUGGUGGAGAGAACCAGACGAGGAAGAAGCAGCCGAAGAAGGCGAAGAAGAAGCCGACGGUGGAGCAGAAGACAUGAACGGCGAUGCAGUCGACGUGAUGGACGAGGGAGUUUAG